This is a messenger RNA of Tetrahymena thermophila SB210, 3096 nucleotides long. Its product is annotated as elongation factor Tu GTP-binding domain protein. The record is from RefSeq and is a predicted model, not a curated record. The transcript has 10 exons. Gene Ontology annotation, cellular component: 90S preribosome; nucleus. Gene Ontology annotation, molecular function: GTP binding; U3 snoRNA binding; GTPase activity. NCBI's taxonomy places the organism in Eukaryota, Ciliophora, Oligohymenophorea, Hymenostomatida, Tetrahymenidae. Gene Ontology annotation, biological process: maturation of SSU-rRNA from tricistronic rRNA transcript (SSU-rRNA, 5.8S rRNA, LSU-rRNA); endonucleolytic cleavage of tricistronic rRNA transcript (SSU-rRNA, 5.8S rRNA, LSU-rRNA); ribosome biogenesis.
AUGGAAAUCAGUGAUAACGAUAGUGUUUUAUCUUCUGAUAACGAGAACGACGUUAAGUUAAAGGGAUUUGAUAAAAACCUUAAAAAAGAUGAAGAUUCUGAUGCAGAUGAUUAAAAGAAGGUAUUGGCUUCAUCUAAGGCUAAGGAAAAAAAGAUAAAGGAAUCAGAAGAAGGUGAAAAGAAACCCAAAAAAAUUCAUUUAAGAAAAGAUAAAGGGUAUGCAGACUACCUUAUAGCUGAAGAAGAUACUUCCGACCUCCCUCCAGUUACUGUUAUUGUUUAAGGUCCAAAGCAGAGUGGUAAAACUACUUUGAUAAAGAGUUUAGUAAAAACAUACACUAAGCAUAGCAUUUAGAAUGUUAAAGGUCCUAUUACUGUUAGAGCAAAUAAAAAGAGAAGAAUUACUAUUAUUGAAUGUCCAAACGAUAUAAGUGGUAUGAUCGAUAUGGCCAAAAUUGCAGAUAUUGCUAUUAUAUUAGUUGAUGCCUCUAUUGGUUUCGAAAUGGAAACAUUCGAAUUCCUAAGUUUGCUAAGGGCUCAUGGUUUCCCUUCCAUUAUGGGAGUUCUUACUCACACUGAUUUCUUCAAAGACAAUAAAUAACUUAGAAAAACCAAAAAGAAAUAUAAAGCUAGAUUUGAACAUGAAGUUGGCAAUGAUUCUAAACUUUUCUAUCUCUCUGGUAUGAAAUAUGGCUAAUAUUUAAAAAGAGAAGUUCUUAAUUUAUCAAGAAUGAUUGGUGUUAUGAAAGUACAACCUGUUCCUUGGAAGUAGACCCACCCAUUCAUCGUCCCUGAUAGAUACGAACACUCUCGUGAAGGCUCAAAAGUAGAAGAUAAUGAGCUUGUUGAUGUUAGCUUUUAUGGUUGGAUAAAAGGCUCAACCUUCCGUUUGAAUAACAAGAUUCACAUUGUAGGUUUAGGAGAUUAUGAAAUUGAUAGUACUGAUAUCAUCGAAGAUCCUGUUCCUGUUGUAGAAGUUAAAGUACAUGAAGAUAAAAAGAAAAAAGAGGAAGGAAGUGGUAAAUAGGAUGGUUAAAGCGAUGGUAGUGAAGGUGAUGAUGAAUCAAGCGAAGAAAGCGAAGAUGAAGAAGAAAAUAAAUAAGAGGGUAAAAAGGAAGAACCCAAAAUUAAAAAAAUUAAGCAAAAAAGAACAUUGAAACAAUCAGAAAAGAUUGUUUAUGCCCCUUUCAGUAACUUAGGUUUUUUGAAUUAUGAAAAAAGUGGUGGAUAUAUUACUAUUCCUGAUGAGCACGUUGUCUUUACCAAAAAAAAUUAACAAGAUGUUUAUGAUGAUAAUGGAGAGUUGAUAGAAUAAUAGGAAGAUGAAGAUUUAGGUGAAGGUGUUAAGAUGGUUAGAGAUUUAUAGGAUAUGAAAAAAACUUUAAAUGAAAAGCUAGAUGAAGAUGACGAUGUUGAACUUCUCGAUGGUAUCGAAUUAGGAGAACAAAAGAAAAAUAUUCUUGAAUUCACAGCUGAAGAAAAGAAGAAAUUAGAUUUUAAGGAAAAGCAAAAAGAAAUAGUUAAUCUUAAGCACAAGACUAAGGAUUUAAAUUAAAUUGCAAAUGCUAUAGAAUAAUAAUAAUCAGUUAUGGCUACUGAUUUACAAGAUCUCAUUUAUGGUAAAACUGACAAAAAAAUAUGCAAUUUCGAUAGCAGUAACUUUAGAAGUAAAGAAUUAUACACUAGAGAUUUAUAUAAGGCCUUAGUAAAAUGCAAAUUUAUGGCUGGCUCAUUGAUAGAAGAGGAAGCCCCAGAAGAAUUAGAUAGUGAUGCUGAAGAAGAAUAAUUAAAGAAGAAGAAAGAAUAGGAAGAAGCUGAAAAAUUACAAUAGCAAGAAGUUGACCCAGCUGAAAAGCAAAAAGAAAUAGAUUAAUUUAUGGAUUCAUAUCUAGGUAUUUUAAAGAAAGGUGCAUAUGUCAAGAUGACUAUUAGAAAUAUUUAAUUCAAGCACUUCAGAAACUUUAAGCCUGAACAUCCUUUAGUUUUGACUAGAAUUAAUCCAGGAGAGGACAACUUUGGUUUCCUUAAAGUCAGAAUAAAAAAGCACAGAUGGUAUAAUUCUCUUCUUAAAACAUUAGAUCCUCUUAUUUUCUCUAUUGGUUGGAGAAGAUAUUAGAGUAUCCCUUACUUUGUUUCCCAACAAAGUGAUGCACGUAUGAGAUAUUUAAAAUAUACUCCAUAAUAUGAAUAUUGUGAUGCUGUUUUCUAUGGUAAUUUUGCUCCUCAAAAUACAGGUUUUGUUUGUACUCAAAGUCUUAACAAUAAAUUAGAGAAAUUUAGAAUUUGUGCUACUGGUGAAGUCCUUGAAUUAAAUCAUACUUUUGAUAUAGUAAAAAAACUCAAGCUUGUCGGUGAACCUUUCAAAAUAUACAAAAAUUCCGCCUUCAUUAAGGGAAUGUUUAACUCAUUCCUAGAAGUUUCUAAAUUCGAAGGAGCUCAAAUUAAAACACCUUCUGGAAUCAGAGGUUAAAUUAAAAAAGCAGUUAAAGAAGGACCUGAUGGUUCAUUUAGAGCUACAUUUGAAGAUAAAAUUGUAAUGAGUGACUUAGUAUUUAUGAGAACUUGGUACAAAGUUCCUUUAGAAAAGUUUUAUAAUCCUAUUAUCUCUUAUGAAAAGACAAGACUUAUGAAAACAACUUGGGAAUUAAGAAAAAUGCUCAAUAUUGAUGUUAAGUAAAAGGUCGACAGCGAAUACUAAGAAAUUGAAAGAACUGAAAAGAAAUUCAAUCCUUUGUUAAUACCUAAAAACUUAGAAGAAAAUCUACCCUUCAAGUCAAAAUAAAAGGUUAAGCUACUUUCCAAAAAAGAAAAGUUAGCUAAAGCAGAAUCGAAGAUCCCUAUAAAAGAGCUUACAUCAGAAGAAGAUAAAAAAGUAUUUGCUCUUAUCUAAAGACUUAAUACAAUCAAAAAAGAAAAGUUGGCACAAAAAGCAUAAAAAACAGAAGAAAAAAAUAAAGUUAAGUAAGCAAGAACAGAAGGAGAAAAGAAAAAAUUCCAAGCAGCUAAAAAAGAAUAUGAAAAAGAAAAAAAUAAAGAAAAAUUCACUAAAAAGGCUAAAAUGGCCUAGAAAGCAGCAAACGGAGGUGAAUCUGAUUGA